Linepithema humile (Argentine ant) is the source of this 1441-nucleotide messenger RNA. RefSeq lists its product as uncharacterized. The record is from RefSeq and is a predicted model, not a curated record. Lineage: Eukaryota; Metazoa; Arthropoda; Insecta; Hymenoptera; Formicidae.
CUUUUCCCUCAAACACCGACUAAGAGUCCGAGCAAGAGCAAGGAAGCUAACCGCAAAUAUUCGUGAUAAGCAAAGAAGAAAGUUGCACAAUGAGAAUAGUAUUGACGCUAUUUGUAUGCGCUGUUUCGCUGAGCUUGAGCGCGGCACGACAGCGUACUGAUGUCCUAUCAAGUUCUACGGUUCGAACAAUCGGUCAGCCUGAUCACGCGCAAUUGAGCAAAUCUCCGGAUAAUGAGAAAUACAUCAAGCGGGUGCAGAUCCUCAAUCAAAUUGGAUUAGACGGUAAGGUGCAAAAGAUCCGCACGGAAUCCGAUGAGGAAGAUAAACCAGGCAUUCGCGCAUAUGGUUUACAGAAAAAACGUCUUCAAGAUAACGGUGCCAUCGAAAGAGUGUAUAUUAAAAGAGAAAGUAACGUCGAUGAUUCGAAAAGUGGUCGAUUAGUCGAAGCCUAUGGAUUGCCGAAAAUUAAUGUGAAAACCAACGGUUUUAUCGAAAAAUCACCAUUGCCGAACACGGACCAGUCUGCGAGAUUGGAAUCACAACAUCAAGAUAUCAGAGCAAGAAGAUCCGUUCGCAUCGGAUCCGAGAACAAGGUCGAAGAAAAAACCGGCAAUGAAGCGGAGGACAUGGAAGCGCAAGAUGCGAAGGUCUUCAGACCGCUUUUCGUCUAUAGACAGCAAGUGGCCGCCAGAGAAAGACGGAAACAAGCGAGAAACGUAGCGCACAGAAAUCAUCGGCAUGCAAUUCAUCAACCUUGCAAUCAUUGACUGUUUUUACCAAAGAAAGUGUGAGCAUUAAUGUAUUUCCUGUCAAAGUUAACAAGCUGAAUGUUUAUUAGAUUUCACAGUCAAUAUAAAUGCAAAAUUAGAUUCUCUUUUUAAAAUUCAAAUAAACCGUAAAUAAUAAUGUAAAGAAUAAAACCACAGACUAUAAUUAGGUUUGUAAUAAAAAUUUCCAAAAAUCAUUAUUUUGAAAGUGUAAAAAUAUUUAUUUGGGUAUUGUUUGAGCGUAGUUGUCUGAUUUAUAAUUAGUACAUGCUUUAAGUACUUUGUAUUUAUUUAUGCAAAAUUAUUAUUAAAAAAAGGAAAAAUAGAUCGUUGAUUUGAAUAAUAGCAUUAAGUUGCAAAUUAAUAACAUAAGCCAAUGCUCAUUGCACAUCAUUAAAAUAAUAAGAUUGCAUCGAUUUUUAGAAGUUUACUGCGAAUAAAAUUUGCUAUUAGUAUUUCGCAUAUGUACAGUUGAACUUAUGACAUUGCUUCUUAUGCGCAAUACCAAAAAGUAUUAUAAAAAAUAGUGUUAGUUUUAGAUAAUAAUAUGCUGACUUAUUAGAUUAAUUUGUUUAUUCUAAACAGAGUCGUAUAUAGAUUUACCCAUUAAUUAUUAUUAUUGCAAUAUGUAUAUCUAGCGCGCUAUUAAAUAAAUAAAUUCUUAAUGCCAUAAA